AUGAGGCGCGCCGAGGACCUGGAGGGCUUCGACGGGGAAGCGUCGAGCACCUCCAUGAUCUCGGGCGCCAGCAGCCCGUACCAGCCCACCACCGAGCCCGUCAGUCACGGCCACGGGCUGCGCGGCCUCCGCUGCGACCCCGAUUACUUGAGGGGCACCUUCGGAAGGCUCAAGAUCGUCCAGGUGGUGGGUACCGAGCCGCGGGGGGGGGGGUGUCGUUUGCAGUCUGUGGAGGGGGGGCUCGCCUUUCCUUAUCGCUGUUUCUAAUUAUUAUCGUCACGGCGGUUAACGUGUGUGUCCGCGUGUGUACGUACACCCGUACACGCACACACGAGAGUUUUUGGGUUUAAUAUCGCCCUUCUUCUUUUCUGAGCCAUGGCCACAUAGCAUGCUGAUUGCUAUUCCCACCCCCGCCCCCCUCCAGUGGAAAAGGCUUGUUUUUUCAACCCAAAAGAUUCUCUAAGAGAGACUCUCGCGGAUUCCCAUAUUUAGAGAAUGGGCUUGGAGGCUCCAGAUGUGCUGUUACCACUCCAGCCAAAUACCACAGGGUUAGCCUCGAGUGUAAUAGUAGUAGUAGUAGUUACAGAGUGCCAAAUCAGGAUUGAAGCUCCCUGGGUGACCUUGGGGCCAGUCAGCUUGAUCUACCUCCUAAGGUGGUUGUUAAAAUCUUUUUUUUUUUAAGGUGGUGGACACUCUCUGGGUUUCUUAGCUGAACUUGUUAGCCAUAUUUGUUGCUGGAGGAUGGGGGAUAAAAAUAGCUGAAAUGAAUAAUGUAUUAGGCAGAUGCCAACAAAAAAGGAGAGACUAUUGGGGUACCUUAAGGCUGCAAUCUUAUAUCCAGUUUCCCAGGAUUGAACUGCAUUGCACUUAGUGGGAUUUCUGUUUCAACAGGCAGAUUAUAGAUAUAACUUUUUAAAAGAUGUAACAGAUUCAUUGUGGCAGAAGCUUUCAUAGACUAGCGCACACUUUUUUUUUCAGAUGCAUGAUGUGUUAUCCAGUUGGUAGAGAGAUGCAAAUACACACAUACCUGGGGGAGAGGGAGCAUAGACGACCCUGUAAAAGAAUGGAGCAAAAGACCAUGAAAUGCAUAAGGUGCAGUUCAUGUAUUUUAUUUUAGCUAAACUGCUUACAUUCCUCAAGAGCUGGUGUCUCUCUGGCAACUGAGGAUAAUGCUUCUUGCAUCAGAUAAAUGCUAGUUCCCAAAAGCUUCUGUCACAUAAAAUCACUUAGUCUUUAAGGUGCUCCUUAAGGCUUCUUUUGUCAACUGCUACCAGACUUAGAUUUAGAGAAGUAAACCUGUCUGACCCCUUUUGAGAGAAAGGAUGGGUUACAAUUAAAAUAAAUGCAGCAUUCUAUAUUGCCCCAAUCAUCCCUCUUUGAAAAUGUCUGAUUUAAAUGUAAGGCAAAUUUCACAACUAUGUAUUGAUUCUCUCUAGGUAUUUCAUCAGUAAGGUAACACUGGCCUUUCCCUUUCUAUUCUUCUGACUAUUACUUAAGUUUUUUCUUUUUUGGGAAGGAUACACAUUUCCCCAUCUUUUCUGCAAUGGUACCGCCAUUCCUGCCAGAGUUUAUCCUGUUAGGCAAGAAUUUGAAUUAGGGAGGGAAAAGGAGCAAGCAGUUAGAUGAUAGGUGAUGAUUUAUGUAAUAUUUCAAGGUCACCUUUUGUGACUGGAUGAAAAAACAGCAGUUAGAAGUUAGAAGGUCACCUGUUCCAUCUUCUUACCCUUUCCUGUUUUUCUAGGGUGUGUUGGGUGGAUAUAUUUGCACGGUCUGAUUUCUCAUCUUGACCCAAUGGUUCCUGUCAUCUUCUUAGUCUUUUAAGUGUAUCUUGUGACAUGCACCCAGUCUACUUCUGGGAUAGGGAACUUGUGGUCCUCCACAUGUUGUUGGACUGCAAUUCCUGUCAGUGCAACCCAGCAUAGCCAAUGCUUAUAAAUGAUGGGAGUUGUAGUUCAACAAUAUCUGGAAGGUCAGAGUUUUCUCAUCACUAAUCUACUUAGUAGUCUUUUUAUCUAUAAAGACUUGUGCCACAAUAUGUCUUACGUAUGCUUACUCAGAAUUAAGUACCAGUUCAGUAAAACUCUCAUGUAAGUUGCACAGAACUGCACCGUUAAAAUACUUUUAUCUUCAUGUUUUUGUGGCCCUUUGAUUUGGAGGAGUUAGAAGUACCAGGGAAAUUUCAUUUAUGGCUACAGCUGUUGGGGGGUAUUUAAUUUGACUUCCAUCUACAAACAUUUUGCAAACACCUGUAGAAUAUUUCUUUGCUUAAAAUUCUGCCUUUAAAUACCAUUGCCAGAUACUGGUCAGGUGAUUCAUAUGUAGGUGUUCAAAAGAAGCUUGUAAUCUAAAGGGGAAAAGGGUAGUGCCUUCUACAUACUAAAUAUGUUCUUGAGAAACUAUAUUUUUAAAAAGCACAAGCUGACAUAUUGUAGGCUCUUUGUGAUAAAAAAGCCUCAAUAUCCUUGUUCUGAUAGAUCAUAGCAUUGAUAAGAUCGGCUGAUUUAGCAAGGGUUGAAAUCAAGGUUGCCAACUUGUACUUUCCUGUUAUCAGACAAUUGUUGAUCUAUCUGCACGAUCACAAGCCGUGUGGAUCAAGUGCAGUGUGACUUCAAAAUGUUUCUGUGGCUGGAAUCAGUUAUGAUGGCCCCCAUUGUUUUCUGGCAUAAAAGAUGAUAGUAUAAGUUGGGAGUCAAAAAAAUAGUUGUGGUAGAUGAUUAUUAAACGUGAAAAGUACAGACUGUGAUUAAUGUUACAGGUUACGUACAGGACUGUGUUCUCAUGUAUAGACCAAUUGCAUCUUCAUGGGACACCUUGUUAGCUGUGCCAUGAACUGCAAAUUGCCACCUGGCAGAAACAGGCCUUCUCUGUGGUGGUACCUUUCCUCUGGGAUGCUCCCCCCAAAUUAUCUGGGAACAAUGACAGUAGCAUGCUCUGGACAUUUCCUGAAAACACCUAAUCCUAAUCAUUAAGACUGAAUUCUACUGACUUUUUACAAAGUAAUUCUUAUAUUUUAAUUUUUAAAAAUGGUUUUAGUGUAUGCUUUUAUGUUGUGAACUGCUUUGAUUUUUUAAAAUAGUGAUAUAAAAUAUUUAAAAUAAAAUCUUGUGUAUUGAGUCUGCUAUAGUAUUGUUUAUUUUUGUGAACAUUAGCUUCUGCUUUCCUGGCUUGGUGCCAUUUUGUGUUUUGCUGAUUGUAACCUUUUAGUGGCACCUCAGAUUUAUAUCCUAACAUUGUGUCCAUAUUCUAUCUUCCAUGUGUCUCUUGAUGUAAAUGUUGUAAUUGGUAAUUGGCAAAAGGAUAUGUGUGAGAGAGAGGGUAUUUAGACUGGCUUAGUGUUGCUUGUCUUUGUGUGCUUUGCUUAGGUGCCACUGUUCUUAUCGGUGUGUUUAAACAAUGUGCUGCUGGAAUACAGGCUAAUUUUUAAAUUACAUUUCAAGCUCAGAAGUACAGAUCAAAGGAGCACAAAAAAAAAUAUGUUCUGACAGUAAACUAUAGUUUUGUGUUGCAUGCAUAAUCAUCCAGGAACUUUGGGUCUGUGUACUUCCUUUUCCCAUUGCACACCAUACCAUGAUGAUUUUACGAGUUAUGGCUCGUAAGCAAACUCCAGCUAAUAUUGGACUGGAAUAGCUUGACCACAGUGAUUAAUGUAUUGGUAACCUCAAGACUUGAUUACUGCAAUGCACUAUUUAUGCAGCUACCCUUGGGCCUGGUCCAGAGGUUUCAGCUGGUACAAAAACUGCAGUUAGGCUGUUUAUAGGGGCAGAUAAUGUAGAAACUGCCCCUAUAAAUUUGCAUAUUUUAAUACUCAGAAUUCUUAUUCCAGUUGUGGGGCUUGAACUGUGUUUAGUUUUAGCAAGAGACAUAAAAACAUUCUGGAUGGUCACUGGAAUGUAUCCUGAAUAGGAAGGUCACUUAGGACACUGUUCAUGUUUGAAGGAACCAUAUCAUUAUCCACACCCAUAUAAUUUAUUUGUAUCUGUAUUCCUAGAAUAGUGUAGGGUCUGAUAAUGGGAGACUCUAGUUGUGUGAAUUUUUCUUUACUGUAAAAAAAAAAAAAGCAUUUUGCAUAAAUUUCAUUGGAGUGGUAUUUAAAUACAUGUGUGAUCCAGAUAAUUUUACUCCUUGUUUAAAUACGGGAUGGAAAGACACAGUCUCUUAGUGCCACCCUUCAGACAUUUAUAUAAGGCUUUAUAGGUCAAAUCAGCACUUUGAAUUGGGCUCAGAAACAAAUUUGCAGCAAGUGUAGUUGAGCUAGAAUUGGUGUUUAUGUGCUCAGACAGCAUGGUCCCAGUUAAUAAACUGGCUGCCAAAUUUGGUAUGAGCUGCAGUUUUUGAACUGUUUUCAAAGGCAGUGAAACAAAUGUCUUAACAACUUAUUUAAACUCAUACCAGCAGCAGAGAGUUCACAAACAAAAGGUGAGAUUAAUACAGAUUGGGAUUGCUGAAACUAUUGUGUCAGCAUGCCACAAAAAUACAUGUUUUUGAAUGGGUACUGAUGGAGAUGUCAUUCAGAGUUUACUGUGACCAUGGAGUGCAGUUAUCUGAGGAGAAUUUUUAGUAUUUCCAUUUUUAAAAAUAACGUAUUUUUUGCACCAUAACACUCACUUUUUUCCUCCUAGAAAGUAAGGGGAAAUGUCUGUGCGUGUUAUGGAGGAAAUGCCUACGGGUGGCAUGCCUACGGAUUUUCCUCCCCUAAAAACUACGUGCGUGUUAUGGUCAGGUGCGUGUUAUAGAGCGAAAAAUACGGUAAGUUUAUAGUCCAUAUAUUUAAGGAGCAAAACAUGAAAACUUGGCAGUCAGAAGCAUUAAUCAAUGAAAAUUUCAGGGCAUGUGUAAUGGAAGGAGUAGCUGUGUGGCUUCCUUUUAACCAUAAAAGACCAGAAAGGUUUCAGUGGCAAUUCAGAACUUGGUUAAUUCUGUAACGCUUAACUUGCCUUUCUACAUAAUAUGCCUCUUCAUACCAAAUAUUCAUUUAUAUCAGGGAGCAGAGCAGACAUAAACACAUAAGCAUACAGAUACCCACAGGAAAAAUCAUGGCCACCUUGCUCCUCCCCUGGUUCUGCUGCUGCUAUGUUAUUGUCAGCUUCAUGUUUGGCUUAUCAGCCCUAUAUCAGGAAGUUUUUAAUGUUUGAUAUUUUACUAUGUUUUAUAUGUGUCCUAAGCUGCCCAGAGUGGCUGGGGAAACCCAGCCAAAUGGGCAGGGUAUAAAUAAUAAUAAUAAUAAUAAUAAUAAUUCUGUCAGAACCCAGGGUCAUGAUUUGUCUUGAUCCAGAAAAAGCAAGUUUUGUUCUUGACUUACCAUUAAUGGUUUAUCUACAGGAGAUAAACUACAAGCUGGUGUUGGGAUGUAAUGAUAGCUCUGGGAAGUGCAGCAGUUGUGGGACAAGGUGAAGAGUGAAGCAUUGCAGUUUUCUCUAUGAGUUCCUGCAUGCUCACACAAUGAUAACUUAGCCAUGGUUUGGCUUAAUGUUGUGUGCAAACUAGGACAGUUAGAUAAUGUUAUUUUUCAUACCAAGUUGGUGGUUGAAAGUAGAAAUGAUCUUUGUGAAUAUUCCAUCAGAUAGGGGUUUCCAGGGCUCAGUUUAGAAUCAUUCCUCAUGUAAUAGCUUUCUGUCAGUGUCUCACUGACUGUUCAUAUGACCCAUUUCCUUGAGUUCAACAUUUUUCCAUGAAUCCAACUCCUGUUUUUCUUAUCCCUUCACAACACAGACAGAUGUGCAUUGUGCACAUCUUUCCACAUUGUGAAGCCAUGCAAAUUGUGUGAAAUGCGUGACUGUGUAGCUUGCUUUUGGAGCUGUGAAAUGCAAGGUUUGUGAUUGAAGAAUCUGAAAUUACUUUUAGAGCAGAAUGGGACUCUUACUGUGAUCUCCAAAUGUAUCAGAAACAAAUUAUUGGUUGUCAAAAUCAGCAUGCAAGCUGCCUUGUUCUGGUUAAAAUUAAAACUGCAUCUUCUGCUAAAUUGCAGUCUAGUGUCUUAAUCUUGGGCACAACCUGGGUGUUAACUGGGCUUCACUGACACCAUUUGAUUUAAGGUUCCAGGCACAUGAAAUGAUUGAUACUGGAAGUUUAGGAGAUAUUCUAGUUGCAGGGGUUCUCAACAAGUUGUGCAUGCCUUGGUCAUCAGUGUUUUCUGUGUUCUCUAGGAUUCAUUUGGACUUGUUUUGGGUGGCUAAAGAAAUAACAAGUGGAAAUUUGCAUCUUUCAUAUCUUCAUUUUGUUAGAAAUUUGUGAUCUUUUUGGAAAAGAUCUGCUAGAGGCCUCCUUAGCCCAUGAAAAAAAUAUGAUAUAGCUAGUACUAUUACAGCUUUGGAGGCCUCCUGACAUGUUAUUGGCAGAUGGAUUAAACAUUAUGGCGGGAAGCUUCAAAACUGUAGGGAAUAUGAAAUAAAUAUAUAUAUUUUAAAAAACCAGACAGCGGAAGGGUGUACUUUUGGGACAUAAUUUGAAACACAUUUGUGUGGCUUUGUUUCAGCCAAGGGUAGAAGGUAGUUUUUCAAAAGUCCUUUGAAAAAGCUGCUGAAGUGUUCUGAGUGUGUCCAAACCACAGUCAAGAGCUAUUAUUUGAGCAGUCCAGGAUUUUAAUGCACUUAUCAAUAUCUCCUGUAGUGCAUUACUUCCCUAAAGCAUGUCAUGUUCUAUAGAUUGUAGCAUUGAGUGCCUGUUUUGAAUUGUUAGCUACAGGUUAUCUGGUAGAAAAUACUGUUGCUGGUAUAUUGAACAUGUUGAAGUAAUUUGCCACAAAGCUUUCUCUUUCUCUGCCCGACUUCUUGCUUUUGUAUGUGUGUGUAGGCCAUGCAGCCAGGCAUUUUGGCUGGCAAGGUAUUUUCGUUGUGCAAAGUUAAUGACAAUCUCUAAACCUCAAAUAGGUGGAGUCCUCUCAGCCUCUUAUUGAUUUGAUUUUAAAGUUUUCAUUCCACAAGCCUAGACUCUGUGUUUCUUAAAGGGAACUCUUGCUCCUUGAAACUAGGGAAAGGGACAUAGUGUACAAUUAUGACUGUGGUCUUUGGAUUUAUUUAUUUAUGGCUCAACAUUGCAGUAAGCAAUGGGUUAAAGAGGAUGUUUAGAUGUUGCUGGCACAGAACCACUUCUGGUUGAGUUCUUAGUUUGACCUGAGAUCUGUGCAAUUGAGUCAAAUAGUAUUUGUCAUGCUCUAAUGAGUGAGACAUUUGGGAAAGGAAUGGGUGAGAGUCAAGAAAGAAUAGAAGUAGUUUCAAUAUGCUUUCUCUGCAUUCUGAGUUUGUGUUUUAGGAAAAUACUGAUGAGCCUAUGACCCACCAGAUACUACUAGAGUACAGUUCCCACCACAAGUUACCAUUAACUAUGAUGGCUGGGAAUACUGAGGUGUAUAGGAAUUGGAGUCUGACAAUAUCUGGAGGGCUACAGUUUCCCUUUCCUGCUUUGGAAUGUCUGCAUCUAAAGUUCUUAAGGAGAUAUCUUCAUAUGGCUGAAAUCCACAAGAUCUUAGGCUGCUUUCCGCAUCCCAGCAACCUCUUUGGAGUCCUGAUGUUGCAUCUUCAUCCCAAGCACUUAACUUCCACUAUUUCACUCAAUUUCCACAAACAGCAGCUUCUUCACUUGGUUUCUAUUCAUUCUAUUCCCAUGAUUCCUAUUCAUUCUAUUACAGAUAAAAAGUUAGUGGAAGGUAACACCAAAACAAAUGGAAUAUAAUAUGAAAGAGAAAAAGGUUUAAGCAUCUAUUCAGAUAAUCUAAACAAAGUCUACUUUAUUUAACUUCUUUCAUGUAGCCCUAGUGCAGGUCCUUCUAUUAUUUUGCUAUCCCUUAAUACUUAGCCAUACUUUUGCCAUACUUAGGGAUUUUUGUAGCCUAUUUAAUUGUCCUUUAAUUGUUUUUUGACCUGUGCUUAAAUGAGACUGUGCAGUCAGCAGUUGAACUGAGCUUUAUGUGGCUAUUUGUUGCUUUAGCUUUUGAGACUUGAUGCUUCUGUGGAUUGGUAACUAUGCAAUUAAGUACCUGAAUCUUCAAAUUAUAGCAUAUUAUCCUGUAGUGCCUCUUGGACAUGUUUACAACUUACUAGAAUUAAUUACUUUGAGAACCUUCAGGAAGAAAAAGUGUUGUCCUUUUGAUCUCAAUUAACUACAACAUAGGAUUGAGUGUAUAUGCUACAAAAAUGAAAGAGUAUUUUGCUAUAAUAAAAGCAGCAAAGGUCCUGAAAGAUAUAGGAUAUAAUGCUAAGGAUUUGGGCUUCACAGAGAAGAUCUGAGUGAAGGAUAUGAACUAAAUACUUUUCACAUAUAUUCUUUUUUUUGUUAUAGAGUGGUGUAGGAAACAUUAGACCCUGGUGGGUGAAUGUUGUCCUCCAAGCAUCUCUAUCUGGCUUUUGGAAUUUUCCCUAAUAAUAAUAAAUUUGUACCCCGCCCUCCCUGGCCCUAGGCCACACCCUUCACUUGGCCCUCUUCAUGGCUUCUUGAGAGCUUUUGCAGUUCUGGAAUGUGUCCUUGAACUUGAACAACUCAUGCUUGCAGGGAGGGAGGAUAGAGGGUGUGUGUGUAGGAACUAUUCUACUACAAAGGUAACAUUUACAUUCAUUGUUUCACCUAAUUUACCUUCUGGUCCCAUCUAGAAGUGGUAUGUAGCCCCCCAAAAGGUUACACAGAGGGAAUACAACCCUCAAACUGACCCCCCCCACACUUCUGAAAAUGACUCUUGGAUACAGUUGCAGAAUCAGGCAUUUUAUCUUUCUGUAGCUUUCUGGUGGAGAAUAUUUUAAGCUAGAUCUUAGCCUUAGCUUGAUAGUGUAUUUGCUGGAGCUCAGUUGUCAAACAUGGAAAAAACAGUCACUCCUAGUAAAAUGAUUAGCUGUGUAGAUAAGCUCUCCAAAUUCAACCUUGAAAAAAAAAUCCCUUGCCUUGUCACCUCUAAUUGUGUUUUACUUGCCACGGUCAACCAGGCAGACAACUUUUUACAAGGCUUCCUUCAGUUUGAAAUUUAAAGAUACAAUAGCUUUCUAGCUAAGAGAGAAAAUAAGGUGGUUUUUUUUUUUGUUAUUCCUGACUCAUAAAUGAUCAUGUUUGGUCAUCCCCUACAGCAGCGGUCUUCACACUUGAGACCCACUGUAGACCCCCAGCCAGGUACUUGGGAUCCCCUGCAUUUUCACUUUUGAUAUUUUAGUGAAUAGUGCUAAUGUCUCACCAUAUAUUGCUCAUUGAGGUGUUGGUAUACUACUAUUUUUUUCAGUACAAGUGAACCAAUAUUUCAUGUAUUGUUGGUCAAACUUUUGAGCACUUUUAGUUGUUAAUUUUUCUCUUAUUUUGUGCACUUUCUUCCUUUUAUCACCUUCUCUGCCACUUUAAUUCACUUCUCUGUAUACCUGACCCCUGCUAAUCUCAGCUUUUCUAAAAUCAAAAUGAACAGGGAAAGAGUCGUCACCCACAUAACCUAAUAUAGGCAGAAGCUGUUUCUUGUUGCCCCAUUUUUGGAUUAUUAAGUUUGAAGAAACUCCUCAUAUUCUGCUAUGCUGAAGUAACAUAUAGUUGUAGUUCAAAAGCAAGAAGUGUUUCCUUUAGUCUGAAAAGACUUGCCAUUUUACAAUUUGUUUUAAAAAGCAACUAAAUCAAACUACUUUUCAUUCUAAAAUAUUGCAUUGAAAUAUUAAAGUUGGAAUCCUGUGCAUACUUACUUAAGCGUUAAGCCCCAUUCAUGGUUGAACUCAUGGAAACUUACUCCCAAAGAAGAAUGCAAAGGAUCAGGCUAUACUGUUGACAGUCUUAUCAGGCACAUUUAACUGAAAGUAAAGCCCCAUAACUGAUGAUGGUUUACUUAUUAUACCACACCCAUCUGAUUGGGUUGCCCAAGCCAUUCUGGGUGGCUUCCAACAAAAAUAGAGGAGGGGAAAGCAUAAAAGCUUCCCAAAACAGGGCUGCCUUCAGAUGUCUACAGAAAGUUACAUAGUUGUUUAACUCUUUGAUAUCUGCUGUGAGGGCAUUCCAAAACUACUGGGUGCAACUACAGUCAUACCUUAGUUUUCAAACAGCCUGGUUCUCGAACGUUUUGGCUCCAGAACGAUCGAAACCCAGAAGGACCUCAGAGAUGUAUCUCAGUUCAUCUUGAGGCUGAAUCAUUUGGAAUCUGGACCAUCAGUUGUUUUUUUUGUGUGUGUGUGUUUGUAGGUGUUUAUCUCUUAAGAGAUAACACACUGUCCCAAAAAUUUUUUUGUUUUAUUUUUAGACUUGUUGUUUCUAGUUCACUUAUUUGUAAACAAAUGUUCCUGGAGCAUGUAUGGAGUCGCAUCUUGAUCAGUUAUUUUUUCAAAUUAAAUUUAUUUAAAACAGUAAUUCUGGUAUUUACUUAAGCUCAGUAUUUAAUGAGUGCAAAAACUGAUCGUUGAAGUUUUGUGCACUGUAUUUCAUUCAAAGUGCUGGUGCAGUCAUUAAAUAUGCAAAGACAGCAUUGAGUUUUAGAAAUGGCUCCUCAUUGUUUUAGGGACUUCCUGGCCCUGAUCCACACCUAUACCUAUAAUUAGAAAGCAAUGUUUGACUUUGUAUUAGAUACAAAAAUUGUAAUUGAAACAUGAUAUCCACUUGAUAUUUGUGCCUUUCCACAAGGUUUAACAGGAGAAACCAAAACCUCUAGUAAGCCUGAUAAUUUCUGUUUUACCUUUUGGCCAAAUUAUUAUUAUUUAUUUAUUUCGCAUAGUGCUUUCAAUGGAGUUUGGGGCUGGCACAGGAAAUGGCAGGGCAAGCUUGAAACUUUUGGUAUAACUAAGAGUGCUCUUAGUAUUGUGGCCAGUAUUUUUUAUCUUUUUUACUUUUGUCGUAAGAUUCUGUUUUUCUGGUAUGUUUAGACCAUUUUGCCUUUUAAGGCAUGGCAUCUGAGGGGGCCAUCAGAUUACAACUCUGGAUUCUUAGGAUUGUGAAUACUUUUAUCUGAGCUGUUAAAAUUCUUGUAUAAUGGGGUCCUUUCAGGUCACACUAUGCUCCUGAUUAUUUUCUCAUUAAAAUACUUUACCUUCUCUGGCAAUGUAAUUUGAAUGCUUGUUAUUUACUUAAGAAAAAUCUUAAAAUAAGACUCCUGUGUAAAGUUGAGUUCUUAAUCUAAGGAUAUAGCUGAGUUUCUUCUUUAGUCUAUGUGACUUCAUUCUGAUGUAACAAUAAACUAUGGCUUAUCAUUAAAGGAACUAGCCACAGUGAACUUUGGACUAGGACUUGCCAAUCAGAAGGUCAGUGGUUCGAAUCCCCGUGACGGGGUGAGCUCCCAUUGCUCGGUCCCUGCUCCUGCCAACCUAGCAGUUUGAAAGCACCUCAAAGUGCAAGUAGAUAAAUAGGUACCGCUCCGGCGGGAAGGUAAACGCCGUUUCCGUGCGCUGCUCUGGUUCUCCAGAAGCGGCUUAGUCCUGCUGGCCACAUGACUCGGAAGCUGUACGCCGGCUCCCUCGGCCAAUAAAGCGAGAUGAGCACCGCAACCCCAGAGUUGGUCACGACCGGACCUAAUGGUCAGGGUUACCUUUAUACUUUUUUCAAAGGAUGGUAGAUCAAGUAUGACAACUUACAAUUGAGCUAUUAAGAAAUCUUAACUUAAAAGUCACAAGAGUGAAGAAGCAUAUUCGACAGAAUAAAGCAACAACAAUUCCCAUGUAACUAAUUUAGUUCCUGCCUCCCCACUAUCAAACAGCAGCCAUGCAUGACAGUGUUUGAUGUGGCAGGCAGCCCUUUGGAAUGUUUUGGGCUUUGUUUUGCUUGCCUCACUAAAGAUAUUUAACAUUUUUUCUUUGGCUGGUACAAUUUCACAUGUUGCAAUUGCAUCACAAAACAGUUGUGAGGCUUCCACUGAAAGUAAGCAGGACUGUGCCAUGUUUUUUGUUGUAAAAAGGAAUUCUCUGUAACACAUGUAGGUGCUUUUGGUCAGGGGUGUGGAAUCUGUUGAUGUAUUACAGGAACUAAUUGGAUUGACUCAUUUUCUUGCAUUCCUGUGUACAUGACAGAGGACUCCACGGGUAGAAUAAAAAAGUGCACCUAUGGACAUGUGCAAAUCCAGCCCUAGUGAUGCCAGGUGGAAAAUUAAUCAUAUUUUUUCUGUGAUGAAAGAUAGUUUCCUCUUGGAGAGGCAGGGAUGCACUGAAGCCAUAUUACUGAAAUAUUUGUAUUUAUGCCAGCUGUGUUAGAUGUGAGAAAUGCACCCGCUUUACAAGGAAUGAGACCUACUUAGAUUUAGACUGUUGAAUUGGCCAAGUUAAAUGAAAGCAAUAAAUCUAAAUUUGAAUGUGUGAGGUUUUCAAAAAUGUCUUUGGGUGUAUUUUGAGGAGGUGUAAAAGCAUUUUACCUAUAUCUAUGCUGUAUAUGACUACUUAUACUGUACCACUAGUUUAAGUAAUAAAUCCUAGUAGUGUAAUAUUCUUACAAAAAUAUUGUGGGUAUUCUUAAGCAGGAAAAAUGUUCACUAUUCAGUGGUUUUUGUGAAAUCAUAAGUAAUUAUGUGAUUGAACCACACAAUAAGUCUUUUUGUGGGCCUCUUCAGAUAAACAGGAAAGCUAUUUUCUUUCUUUUAAAAAUCUUGAGGGAACUAUUUUUAGUGCUUAUGUUGCUUGAUUUAUCAAAAAAUAAAACACAGCAAAUUUGAUAUUUAAUAGAGAAAAUGUAGUGGUAGCAAUUUUCUUCCUUAUGAAGUCUUCUGUUGAGGUUGAAUACAUAUUGCAAUGCAUUCUCUUCAUUUUUCUUGAAUGCUGACAGUCAUAAUUAGUAUAGACAAUUUGCCAAGAAGAUCUUGUGCAGCAACAAUUCAUUUCCAGUCUGUUCCUUUUCAUGUUUGCUGGGAAAAAACCUAUUGAACUGAAUGAGUGUGCAUAGGAUUGAAGCUUUCAUUAGUUGAUUUCCCUUUUUCAAAUAAGAAGAUUACAUUAUCAUUUUAAAUGCAGAAACUUGUUCUGCAACAUUGUUUUGCAGUAUGACAAAAUAUUAGGGCAAACUAUUUUGGCUGCAGUACUGUGAAGGGAUUUGGAGAAAUGCAGGGGUGGUGUUUUGCAACUUAUACUACAUCCAUGUUUCAGGAGCAUAUAUUGGCAAUAACAUGAUGCAAAUUUCUCAGCUUUACUAUGUUCAUGUGAACCUGAACUGCAAGAUCUGGCGAUCAUUUCUACUAUGGUCAGAAUAAGCAAAAACAUUGUGCUUGCUAUCUUGAAAGAAAUAAUUCUGCAUUAUCUUCCCUCUCUCUCCUUUAAUAUGUGCAGGUGCUCUGCCCUGGGUCUGGUUUCUUUGGGGUAGAAUUUAGUGGUGUAGAUUAAGAUGGGAUGCUCUUCCACAAUCUUGUAUUUGGCAUAUCACUUAUGUAGGAGAAAGUCCUGGGAUCGCUUGCUUAUUUAUUUGCAGCAUUUGUGCUCCACUCAUUAGCCAAAAAGGGCUCCCAGAGUGGCUUACUUACAAUCUAUUAAAACAAAGCAGUCCCUGCCCACAAGCUUGCAAUCUAAAACCACUACACACAAGGGAAAAAGAAGAAAACAAACUCAGGAAUCGUUCCUUAAAUAGUAGCUCUUAUAAUGACCAACUGGGAAGAAAGAUUUCAGGGAUAGGAGGUGCCUGAUGGAGCUGGUCUUUUGGCAAAGCUGGUGGAAUAAGUACUGCCCUCCCCCCCCCUCAAGGCAGCCUGAUGGAAUGAGAUUGAAGGAUGGAGUAGGACCCAAACCUACAGGUUCAAAUAACCAGAAAAGGGAAUUUCAGCCAAAAAUUAUGGAGAAAUUCCUAGUGGUAACAAGAACCUUCACAGUAGAACAGAUGGAAGGUGGGAGAAUUUGCUUCAUUUGAGAUGUUUAAGCAGUGCUGGAUGACUGCCUAUAGCAAUGGACUUCCUGCAUUGGUUGGGCUAGAAGACCUCUGUUGUCCCUUCCAGCCCUGUGAUUCUGUAAAAAGGCAAAAAUACAGACAAAACCAGGGCAAUGAUUUAUCAGGUGACAGAAAAGUGAGACUGUUACUGGGAAAUAGGGGGCAAUGACAGAGAUGUGUUCAUCUAUCUUAUAGCAUGCUGGGACACUCCCAAACUCCAAGUCCAAACUCCAGUAAGGAGCAUGUUGUUUACUCAUGCAUGCAGAUCCGACUAGCUGAACACAAUGCAUUCCCAGAAAAUCAUUUGUCAGCUGAUGGUUUCCAUUAUUUUCUAUGGGAACAUUUCUAAUCUGUGAUGUGGCCAACCUCCCUCCCUCCCUCCAUGGUUUUCUAUUGAAAUGGCUGCCGCCGACCAGCAAAACAAGAAUAAGUAAGGAAGUGGCUGUUCAGAUAUCUGAAGCAGUGUCGUGAGGUUUGGGUAUAAUUAUUUGCAUUCAGAUAACUGAAAUUUCGGAUAACAGGACCUGCAUGUACAUUACUCAAAGAUUUGCAACUGAACUCAUGAACUGUAUUGAUUGAAAAGGAACAUUGAUUUUCAGGUGUCAGGAGACAUGAACAUGUGAGAAAUGCAAGUGAGGAAACUUAAUGCUGGAAAUUCAGGUGUGCACAUUUAGAGCAACCUUUGUCGGUCCAAUAGAAACCCCCAUCUUUUCCCACUGGUAUGCAAAGAAGAUAUUUGAGGAUCUUAUGUUGUCAGAAUCCCACUCCUUUCCUUACUAUACCUCUGAUUCUAGUCUCUCUCUUGCUCUGGCAACAUGGCAGCAAAAUAUGAAAAGAGCAGAUGACCUCACUGAGCCAAAUUCUGGUUAAAUGGGAAUGAGGGAGAGGGGGACAUUUUCAGGCCUACUGCUAGUGGAGUUAACAGAGGACACAUCCCUCAUUUAGAUAUCCUGGGCCCGAACCACUAGUACUGUUGGUUCAAGUACACUCUGAAACACCGAGUCAUGGAAUCUUUUAGAAGCAAAGGCCUAUAGCAGGGAUAGGAAACUAGUGGUCUCCUAGAUACUACUAGACUACAGCUCCCACCAUCUCUGACCAUGGGCCAUGCUGGCCAAGUCUGGGUCGAAAAACACCUCAUGACCUAGAAAGUAGAAGAAGGGCCAAGCAUAGAAUACAUCCCUGUUUCCUGCUAACUGCCCCUUGAGUGAGUUCCUGAGGUUUAGCAACCACACCUUGUUGGCAAGAUGUAUCCUUUUACACUGUUACCUCCACUCCUUGCCUCUGGGCCAUCCCAGUAGGACUUAAAUAAUUGUCACACGUGUUGAAAUUAAGGACCCCUGCAUUUGAUGUGAUCUGGUGGAACUCAAAACAAAUCUUACUUCUAUAGCUCUGAUGAGCGGGGGAAAGGAGUGAAAUCUAAAUUAACGUCUGUAACAUUUUGACUACUGACCUCAGUGCAAUACUAGUUAUAGUAUUAUUUGUUAUCUCUUUCAAUUACAUUCAACUUCUCUUGGGUAAAGUCAGGUAAGAUCACUUUCGUAUUCAUAUCAACCAGGGGAGAGAUUGUUAUACCUCUGCCCCCUUUUAAGAAUAAGAAAAUGAGAAUAAGAGACACAGUGCAUUCUUUAGCUCUUAUCUCCUUGCAUAUCAUUUUAGCCUCCCAAAUAUAUACCUGAAUUCUUUAGUUUCUUCCUAGUCUUGUUUGUGUAUAGUUUUGCUGAAUUGAAAAAGGCCUUCAUAGUACUACUCAGUAAAGUUUAGUUGCUAACUAUUCUGAACCCCUAAAUGCCUUUAAAAGCCAGAAUGAAAAGCAUAUUCUUUAUAGUAGGAGAAAUGGACCAGUACCAAUACUACUUUGAUCAAUUUACAGCCUAAGCUAGGGAUGGGGAACUUGUGGUCCUCCAGAUGAUGAUGGUAAACUCCAACUACUAUCAUGUCUGGUCAUUGGCCUAGUUGAUUGGGACUGAUGGUGGAGUCCCCACAACAUAUGGAUGGCCACAGGAUCACUAAACCGGGCCUUAUCAUACGCAUGUUUACUUGAAAGCAAGACCCACUGAGUUCUGUAGGACUUUCAAGUAAGUGUGCACAGAAUUGCUAUUUUAGUACUAAAAUAUGCUUUGGUAUAUGAGUGAGACAAGCAUCUUGUGUUGAUUUCUUCUUUUAAACUGUGAAUCUUACUGAAGUUUCAUUGCACAUUCUUGAGUAUCAAAUUCCCAAUGAACAUUUCAGGAUAAUUUGUGGCCGUCUUCAGAAUGUUACAGAACUAUUUAUAUUUUACCACUUUUUCUCCCCGUAGGUUUUGGCAUUGAUUUCCUUCAUCUGCAUAGAAACCAUCAUGGUAUGCUCCCCUUGCGAAGGCCUUUAUUUCUUUGAAUUUGUCAGCUGUAGUGCAUCGGUAGUUACUGGAGUUUUGUUGCUUAUGUUCAGUCUAAAUCUCCAUGCAAGAAUACCACAGAUCAACUGGAACAUUACAGUAAGUUUUCAUCCAAACCUUCACUUUAUAAAAAUAGCUGAAUAAACAUUUGAAGUUUAGACUUCAAGCACUGCCUGCCUUGUACAGAAACUUGAAACCAUUGGUAAAUGUUAUUUGCAGCAAGUAGAGUUCAUGUGCUGCUUUAUAUUCAAAGUGAACCCCACUGGUGCAAUAAGGAUUAUGAAAUAUUGGAUGAUAAAGUAUAUAAAGCUGAAAUUGUGUGUAAAAUCAUACCCCUCCCCUGCAUAAUGCAGACUUUCCUUCAAUGCUAGUCAUUAUUGUUCACAACUGAGGAAAGUAUAGCCUGCAGAUUUUGUUUAAUACUGUACUUUAUAUUUACAAAUGGUUAAAAAAUUAAAUAUGAAAUAAGUGCAUACUACAAGGUAGAGUCAAUCUGGAAAUCUGUGGGCCAUCAAUCCCUCUUCUAAAAACAGUCAUAUUUUGGGAUUAACCUGCUUUUCUGAGUUUGGAAGUUGGAAGUGUGUGCUUUAUGCAUUUAUCUUCUUUCUCACAUUCUUUUAGGAAUAGGGUUGCCACUGUUUUCACAAGUCCUGCUCUUGUACUCUUUUGAAGACAGACAUUUGGCUGGGGAUAUUUUUUUUCCUGAUAAGGAGAUUAGUAGUAGGAAAAGUUUCUCCUGCUACAUGCCUGCAUAUCAGACACAGGAGCAGGGCCAGAAUGUGGAAAGCAACUGAUAGGGGCCACAGAUUUCACUGGUUUCCUUUUGGCAUAAAUUUCACAUAAUUGUUGCACACAGUCUUAGAAUUCAUUAGAAUCCCUAUAAGGCAAAUCCAAAAAGUCACCUUACACUCUUCUGAUAUCUCAAUGGGUUUUGUUGGUCCUUUGCAGUUUCUGUAACUUUUGGUUAGUUUCCUCUUGACCCUACCUUUAUAUCCUUUCUUCCUUCCAAAUGAGCCUAGGGUGGCAAACAACAAAUGCUAAAACAAUAUACAAUAUACAUAAUUGACUGGGAAAGAUCUCAAUUUAAAAGGCAUGCUGAGAGAAGGUCUUCAAUAGGUACCAAUAAGACAACAGAGAUAGCACCUGUCUAAUAUUCAAGGGAAGGAAAUUCCAAAGGGUGGGUGACACAACACCAAAGGCUCAAUUCCUAUAUUUUGUAGAACAGACCUCCUGAUAAGAUGGUAUCUGCAGGAAGCCCUCAUUGCAGAGCACAGUGAUCAGUUGAGCAUACAGUGGUGCCUUGCAAGACGAAAUUAAUCCGUUCCGCGAGUCUCUUCUUCUAGCAACCCUAUUAGCGGCUUAGCGGAUUAGCGCUAUUAGCGGUUUAGCGGCUAUUAAAGGCUAUUAGCGGCUUAGCGGCUUAGAAAAAGGGGGGGAAGCGGAAAAAAAUCUCAAGACUCGCAAGACAUUUUCGUCUUGCGAAGCAAGCCCAUAGGGAAAUUCGUCCUGCGAAGCGCAUCGAAAAACGGAAAACCCUUUCGUCUAGCGGGUUUUCCGUCUUGCGAGGCAUUCGUCUUGCGGGGCACCACUGUAUAAGGACUGGUAUUAUGUUUCAUGUAUCUUUGCCCCAAGCUGUAUACAGCCUUGUACACCAAAACCAGUACAUUGAAUUUGGCCCGACAGCCAGAGCAAUUCUUUCAACAGAUACAUUCAGUAGCUUAUUAUUUUACUUCACUUGUCCUCCCAUCCUUUCUGUGGGUAUGCAUGAGAGACUGGCAGGUUGGAAUACUGGUUCCUUGAUCUCUUGGAUUCUGGUAGGCCAAGGAGUGUGUGCUCCACCUUCUAGUAUGUAUCCUGAAUUGUGUGUACAUGCUGAAAACCUUUGAAAGGGGAAAAACUAUGUGGCGUCAUGAGUCUGUCUCAGCUGCUGGCCACAGUAAAUUAUUAGAUCAUUAGGCCAGUCAAUGAUCCUUAAUCUCUGUUCCUGUUUAGAUUAAGGAACACUGUAUUUUGAAGUUCUGCCUCCUUUGUCUUACUGUACAUGAUGAGUAUUCACAACUUUCUGGCAGCAACAGAAUAAAGAGAGAAAUGUUUUACAUUUGGCAGCAGUGAUCCCAUUUACAUCCUAACUGAGGAAUUGCAUGCCAUCUGAAAUAUUAUUCAAAAUGCACCAAAUGGAAGGUGAAGCUUGUAAAGGACUGUAGUAUGGCAUGCUAGGAAGAAAACUGAAAAAAAUGCGUCCAGAGAAAGAGUGGAUAAGUCAUACUCCUGUCUCUGAUAGUUUUGCUAUGAGAGUAUGAAAAAUGAUACUGGAAAUUUCCCCUUUGUUAAAUAAAACAAAUAGAUCAGCUCUGCAAGGAUGUGUGCAAGUAGUGUAUAGGAAUGUGAUGGGCAUCUGAACACAUGUUUCAGAUGAGUUUAUAUUCACUCAUACUGCUUGCUUAAAUGUAUUGAAAAGAAUCAAGUUAUGUAUUUUAGUUAUUAUAAUUGCCCUUUCCCAUUCCCAUAUCAUUGGCUUGACUAGAUCAUGUUUCAAAUAGUGCACAGGAUGAUAUCUAGUUUCAAUCACUAAGAUUCUGACAACAAAUGGUUUGGCUAAAUGUUAGAAAUUUGACUUAGCAUUGGAAAGCAAUUAUUGAUUUUGAGUGAGGAUUUCAAGGAAAGAACAUUAUGUGGCAAAGAAGUUGGUCCAGUCACAUAGAAUAGAAAUAUGUGAAAUCAGGAAUAAGGGAAGUGAACAGAGAACUGUUCUUUGUCAUGAGCCAAGCUAAAUAAUCACCCCUUGCAAUACAUUUUUGAUUUAACUCCAUGUUAAUUUUUUUUUGGUAUCCAUAGCUAAGAGAAUUCUAAGGUUGCUCUAAACACUAGUGAUUUCAGAUGCCUAGGUUGCUGAAAUAGCUCAACAAGAAAGAUGUUGUGUUUCAAAUGAAGGUCUGAAAGCAAAAGUCAUUGUGGGCAUCUUCAGAAUCUUUCAAUAAAAUAUACUUACUUAUCCUUUUGUUGCAGUUUGUUCCAUUUAGUCCUUUAUUUUCUGUUCUUCCUCUAUAGAACUUCAACCAGCUUUGUAUAUGGAAGCAUGGAAUGAUAAUUUCAAUGAAAGCUUGUUAUGCCGUGCCAUUAUGUUCUGGCUUUGGCUAAAUGUGCUUGACUCUUGGCUUACGUCUAACAUAAACACAAGACCUAUAAUUGCCAUGCAUAUAAGAAAAUUGCUGUAUCUAUUCAGAGUUUCUAAAUGAUAUUCUGUGACCUGCACAAUCAGCUUAGUUCCCUGUUCCAUAUUGUAAUGGAAAGUUUUGGCCAUUGACCUUCAGCAGCUCUGCAUUUUUUUAAUGACCAAAUGUGUCAAGGUGAAAUGUAUUGUAUUAUAUAAAUACCCUAGGAGCUAACAUCAAAGCAAUGUGCAGGCUUAUUUUGUUAUAGUGAAGUGUAAUCAAACACUUUCUUUUCAUUGGUUGUAGAUGUUAGAAUUAUACGGGCUAAUGAAAGAAAUGGUUUGUUUUUAGAUUCCUAGCAUCCUUCAUCUUGUAUGUGGAACUAAGACUGGAAAAAAAAAUUUUUUUCCUUUGCCAGUGUCAAGAGAAAAGAACCCAUUUAUAUAUUUUUGUUCAGAACUGUCAGCUGCCUAGAGAUUUUGUAUAUUUCUGCCCUUAAAUGCCAGUAUCUGGCAUUUAAGUGAUCUAAUGUGUCCCUUGGCCAGUGGUCUGUUUCUAAAAUAACCAAUGAAGAGGUUAAUACUGGCUAAGAAACCUCUUGUCUCUGGAGACAGGCUGGGCUAUUCAAGAGUGUGAGAUAGCUGUCCUGCACUCAGGAUAACCCUUUAUUAUUUUUUCUCUAAUUCAGCGGAAUUCCAGCAGUUGCUUUAGGGAAACAGAAGAGCAGGUUGGGGAUAAGAAGUUCUGCCCAUUAGUAGCUUUCACCACAUACAAGAAAGAGAGAUCUAAGAUUUGUAAAGGAACAUUUUUGUUCUUGUUUCUAUAUUGCUGGCAACUUGCCUCUGUAUUGUUGUAGGCCUUCCUGCAUAGGCCAGCACUGGAAGUCUGUCAAAUGCUGUGGAUGGACUGUAUUCUACCCUUCUAUUCUAAUGGAACAGGAACAUUCUUUAUUUCUUUUAUGAACUGGAAAACCUGCAAGCCCAUGCAGCCUAUUCGUAACAAGCCCCACAGGAAUCUUAUUCCUGGACACCAGAAUGAGGCAGACAACUAUAUCAUCUGCCUUUAUUUUCAGCCAGUUGGUUUACUUACACUUUCUUCCAAAACCCGUGCUACAUGUUAAGCUUUUAUGAAUUUGACAUAUAAGAAAUGAAACCCCACCGAACAGCCUAGAAAUGUUAUUUUCUCUGCAAUAGCCAGAGUCUGCAUAUUCUUGUACCACAAUGAAAAGUUUUAAGUCGUGUAGCAUCUUUCAUUUCUGGGCCAAAGAAGUUAUUGCUGCAGCCAGCAUCCACAUUCCUUAGAUCAGAAAAUUGCUGUUUGGUCAUUCCAUUAGAUCAAAAUGGCAAGUUGUGGGGAGGCUUGAAUAGGGCAUAUUCUCUCUCUCUCUCUCUCUCUCUCUCUCUCUCUCUCUUCAAAAACAUCUGGCCAGAAUAUGGAUGCCAGAAGGCAUUCCCUUCAUAAGUGGAAAAAUGUUCCCUUGUUACCAAAAUCACGUUAACAAUAAAUUGGAAUUUAUAAUUGGCUUUUAAUAGUUCAAUUUCUUAACUUUAGCCAUUAAAAAUGUGCAGAUAAUAUAUCAUAAUAUAUUUAAUCUUCACUAAUGCUUGCACCUUCAGUCACUGUGAGGUAACGUAACAUACGUUUUACACGAGGUCUAUCUGAGCUAAUCUUCCUUAGCAAGGUAACUUUUUAAAAAUUAGUGUAACCAUAUACAGUAGAUGGUUACAUUUGAUAGAAUAAUCCACAGAGCUUUUGUAUGACAGAUCAACAAGCAGUAUCCUGGAUAUUUGUGGUUUUGUUUUUUCAUUCCUGUAUAAACUUUUUUGCCUGUCCUUCUUGGUAGACAUUGGAACGAGACCAAAUAAUAAUGUUGGUUUUUCUGAACUUAGCACAAAGAGUUCAGUUUCAGCAUUGUCCAGAAAAGUUUCCUUUGCUUUUGUUUUGUACCACCUCAGAAAGCCCAGUCUUGUUUCGAUAGCCAACACUCUGCCUGUCCAAGUAAAAUAAACAUAUGAAGCCGCUGGAUAGAAAGGCUCAGAGUCUGCCAACACUUGAAGAAACUGGCACUUAGGGAAUUAUUUUGUAAUUUGGGGUUUAGGAGGCAUUGGCUAGGUAUCUGGCCAAAGUUUGCCCGCUGGACUAAUAAAAUAAAAUAAAAUAACUCUUUCCAUCCAUAACUCUUUAGACGCUGCUUUCCUUUUGACUGGGGCAGCUAAUAAGACUUCUUGAAUGAUGGAGCAAGAUGACCUGAAAUAAUACAGAAAACUGCAGUUUUCAUUAAAUCAGUUAUGAAUGAGAUAAAGGAUAUUUGCAGUUUAGAUUGAUUUUGAAUCUUCUCGUAGAUUGUCCUGCAAACUCUUCUAUCCUGGAACUAUUUUACUAAAGAAAUUGCUGUCUCAAAGCUGCUCUUAUUUCAACUGAAUUUCUUUCAUCUGUGCAGUGUGUGUGUGUGUUGUCUACAAGAUUUCAUAGUAAAGCCUGCACUGAGAUAUAAUUCAGAAUACCUCCUCUCUUUUUAAUUAACUGAACUGGUUUAGAAGAAUUUUUAAGUAUCAUCUUUCUGAAUAAGCCCCCGAAGUAUUAAAUUUCCAUGGGGAAUUAGUAUUUGAGCAAUAGUCCUCAUCCCCUUUAUGUGAGGUUGCUCAAUUCCAGUCCAGCCCCAUUCAUGCUAUGUACAACAGGUUGAAGUUUUCUGGUAGACAUCAGAACUGUUGCUUUCCUUAAGUCCUUGGGGCUAUCUCUGUGCCAUAGUGUCAGGACAUGGUCUGGGUAAAACUUGAAGCCAACAUUCUGUGGGUUUGAAUAAGCAAUUUAAGCAUGUCUGGAAAGAGGAAGGUGAGAUGCUUGUAUACAUUGUUAAGGAGUUGCAUUUAUACGCUGUAGACAGAACUUUCUCUUCUUAUUUGCUUGCUUGGGAAUCAAAUUGAUUUGCACUGUUCUCAAGCCAGAACAGUAAGGCUCAAAGGCAUAGUAGCCUUCAAUAAUGCAAACUUGAUUCCUUGUUUCCCUUGUAUGAUUACAUAUUUCGCAGACAGAAAAUUCUGUUUCAGUGAAUGUACAAAUUACACAAGUCUUCUACUUAUUUGAGCAUGAGAUUGAGAAUAGUGUUGUAUUCGUUGCAUUCUGCUUUCACCAGUUCACUAUGUUGUUAAUAACAUAUGUCCAUACAACCCCAAAAUCUCUGCAUGUUGACCUACAGCAAUUCACAGGUUUAUGUUCAAUGAAAUGGCCAAUUUGAACCCAAAACAUAUUUCUGCUAUAUUACAAUUCACCAUUUUGGUUUGCCUAAGCUAAUAGUUGAGAACCCCUGGAUUUUACUUUCUGAAGGAGUUUAAGUUGUUUAUAAAACAUUAGGCUGGGAGAAAAGUAAUAUUGAAAUUUGUAUUUGUGAUAGAGAGCAUCCAAAAUAUAGUCUGUAUCACUAACCAGAGCACCAAAUUUGUUGGCACUGGUAGAAACGGCAUAUGUAAAUUAUGAUCAGUUUGAGUGUUUGUUCUAUGUAUUUUGUUUGUUUGUUUUUGUUAUUUGCAUGUUGGUAAGUCAAUAAAAUGCCAAACAAGUUUUCUUUAUGUCUGUAACUCCUCAGAAUUAUAAUUAUGCCUGUAGCAAUAUAUUAAUAGAUGGUUUGGAAAGCUUUGAGCUUGAAACUAUUUGAGUUUCUUUGCUAAGUAACAGCAAGUCAAUGAAACUGAACUGCAGGAGUUUCUGAAAGCUUUGUUAUGUUUCAUGGAAAAUAACACAUUUAAUUUUUUUUCUUUCGCUGUGUGAAAUGAUAUAUUCAUAUAUGUCAACACAGAUCCUGUACCAUGCAAAUAAAAAGUCAACAUGUAGUACAUAUAUCCUGUAUUAUAUAAUGCAGUAGAUGCAUGUGGCAGACAUGUGAGUUACUUUCUAAUUUCCAGAGAGCUAGCAGUCAAAAAGAAAUCUAUAUAUACUCUAUAGCUCGGUCAUAAACAUUUUUGUGGCUUGAAGAAAGAACAGUAGUUUUGGCUGAAUAGACAUGUUGCACAAAGGUUCAUCACUUGGAAUGGAAGGAAGCUCUAAACAAAUUACAGAAAGCUUUACUUGUUUUCUUAGCAGUUUCCCUCCCUGUUCAUUACAGUGCCAGGCCCUAAACUAUAGUGCAGUAAUUAUCUAUUGGUGUAUAUAAUAUGUGUUAUUCUGUAUCAUUACCUCUUUUGCAUAAAGAAUAUAUUGUGUGCAAACUGUUAAAAUUGUUCUGUUUUCAACCAGUCACAUAGACAUUGUCACUGUGAAAUAACUUGCCUAAUUCUGUUUUAAUAGGAUUUGGUCAAUACUGGACUCUGCACUUUUUUCUUUUUCAUUGCAUCUGUUGUACUUGCUGCUCUAAACCAUAACAAAGGAGCAGAAAUUGCAGCUGUGGUAAGAAACAAUGUUAAUUUAUUUUCAUUAGUUUAUAGGAAAGAUAACUGGUUAACUUGUAUCCUUUCCACAGUGCUAAACAGCAUUGCAUGUUUUGCUCAACUUUCUUUUUCUGAAGAUUAAUCAUUUCCUGCUAUUUUUUUUUAGUCGGCUUGCAAGCAGUGAGGAGGCUAUUAAUAGGAUGUUAACUUUGACAUGCUAGUCUAGUCAAUAGUUUGCAACAGUGGUGAAACCUGCAACUCCAAGUAGACAGUGCUAUGCCAUAAAUCACCAAUAUUGCCUAGCAGUGUCCUAUGCCCAUCAUCCCCAUAAGCAUAUAUGCAAAUGGGUCUGUCCACUGCUGGCUCCUCCCAAGCCCACUGACAUGCAGUUCUUGGCCUUCCACUCACCAGUUUCAGGGGAAAAUUUUUGCUCUAGAUAAUAAAGGAAAACUCUCCACCCCCAAAUGACAGUGUCUUGUAGCACCUUAAAGAUUAACAAAUCUAUGAUUGGAUAAUUUUUCAUCAGCUGCAUGGGAAAGGCUUUUAUUCUAUCUAGCAUGACAUCAGCUCAUCGACCAUUUUCCAAUGCUUAAAUGACUGUCCUGUUGUUAUAAGUGGAAGCAGUUGGGGUGUAUGGAUUCCUUAACUUAGGUCUCUAGAGAAGUCAUAUUAGUAAUUUUCAGGUGCUGUGCCUUAUUGUCUUAUCAAUGGAUCUCCCUUUAUUAAAGGUACCAGCAGGAUAGACAGUUCCAAAAAGGCAAGCAGUUAAUUACCUAAUCAACAAAAUGAAGAGACUGGCUUGUUUUUAAAGAACUUUGAAGUAGCAUGAAGGAUAAAUGUAAUUAUGUAUGUAUGUAUGUAAUUAUAAUUGAAGGUAUAAGGUCAACACACAUAAAAGCCAACAAUCGGCUGCAAUAUUUCUGUAUAAAACUACUAAAUUCUUAAUCACUUCAAUAAAAUGUCAUUCUUUUUCUUUUUUCUUUUUUGUUUAGAUAUUUGGUUUUCUGGCAACUGCAGUUUAUGCUGUGAAUUUAUUUUUAGCUGUUAAAAAUUGGAGAAUUAACAGCCGACAACAAAACACAAGGCAGACCAGUGAUUAUAUGCGCGCUCGGACAGAAUCCAGAGAAGUGGAUCAUCGCCCAGAGAUUCAGCGUCUGGAUGGGUGA
Molecule: messenger RNA, 24826 nt
Organism: Podarcis lilfordi (Lilford's wall lizard)
Lineage: Eukaryota; Metazoa; Chordata; Lepidosauria; Squamata; Lacertidae
Source: the annotation of a GenBank genome assembly